Molecule: messenger RNA, 154 nt
Organism: Symbiodinium natans
Lineage: Eukaryota; Dinophyceae; Suessiales; Symbiodiniaceae
Source: the annotation of a GenBank genome assembly
GUCCCAGAGCGACCGCAUGAAGGGCGUCUUUGCGAAUUACGGUUUCUCUUCCCACGGUGCCGUCCAGUACGCCGGUAUCGGCGUCAAAGCACCUGAGUCAGCCUUGGACAGCGUCGGCACUCGCUUUGACGCUGACUUCAUCGAGAAUGACCAG